Emiliania huxleyi CCMP1516 is the source of this 390-nucleotide messenger RNA. RefSeq lists its product as hypothetical. NCBI's taxonomy places the organism in Eukaryota, Haptophyta, Isochrysidales, Noelaerhabdaceae. The record is from RefSeq and is a predicted model, not a curated record. Gene Ontology annotation, biological process: L-arginine biosynthetic process. The annotation marks the transcript as partial. Gene Ontology annotation, molecular function: acetylglutamate kinase activity; ATP binding; arginine binding. The transcript has a single exon.
CUGCUGCAACUCCUUCUCGACAAGGGGGUGGUGCCUGUGAUCGCGCCGGUCGCGACCGGCGCCGACGGCACCUCGUACAACGUCAACGCCGACACGAUGGCGGGCGCGAUCGCGAGCGCCCUCGGCGCAGCCAACCUGCUGCUGCUCACAGACGUGGAGGGUGUGCUGGACGCGGCGCCGCCCGAGGGGAAGCUCGUGCCUCUGCUGACGCCCGGCCAGGCGCAAGCGUUCUGCGACGAGGGCGUCGCCGUCGGCGGGAUGAUCCCGAAGCUCGGCACCGCCAUAGCCGCCGUCCACGGCGGCUGCGAGACGGCCGUGGUGAUGGACGGGCGCGUCCCCCACUGCGCGCUCGAGUUCCUCUUUGGCGACGCUCCCGUCGGCACCGCCAUC